Messenger RNA from Danaus plexippus (monarch butterfly), 2807 nucleotides. RefSeq names its product guanylate cyclase soluble subunit beta-1 (gene Gycbeta100B). Gene Ontology annotation, biological process: response to oxygen levels; cGMP biosynthetic process. Gene Ontology annotation, molecular function: heme binding; guanylate cyclase activity. The record is from RefSeq and is a predicted model, not a curated record. NCBI's taxonomy places the organism in Eukaryota, Metazoa, Arthropoda, Insecta, Lepidoptera, Nymphalidae. Bases 616 to 2322 code for a protein of 568 amino acids. The transcript is spliced from 14 exons. Gene Ontology annotation, cellular component: guanylate cyclase complex, soluble.
ACGAGAUCUGUUUCCAUUCUUCUGUUUAAAUGUUACUCGUUUCAGACGGAACUAACAAUAGCUACUAAACGCGAAUAGUAUCUACUCAUUUGCUAUUAAUAAACUAUAUUUUUCGUACAUGAAAAUCAAACGCCCUCUUCAUUUCGCCAUCCUCCACAAUGAGGUGUCUACACUUUGACAUAUUACUGUCCAGUAAAUAUUCUGCCUUUGGACCAUUCAUAUCGUAUAGCUGCCAUUUUGAGGGUAGCAUGGUGGUCGCUGGUAAGGUGUCAAGCUCGAACGAAAAAGCAAUACUAAUUGACUGAUAUUCUUAUCUCGCUUGUCAAUAGUAACGCUUAUCACAAAUAAGUCCAACGUAGGGUAAAAAGUAAAAACUUUUCUGUGAAGUAUAUAGUAAGUAUAUACAAAAAAACGUAGUUUUAUUAAAGUGUUUGCUCUCGAAAGUCUUAGAUAUCUUCAUAUUUUCCGUGUAACAAACUAGAACGAGAUUGUUUGUUUUCUUAAAUAGCGACAAUUUUAUCGUACGGCUUUGUGAAUUACGCACUUGAGCUAUUGGUUACGAAGACCUAUGGUGAGGAGAUAUGGGAGAAAAUAAAGAAAAAGGCAGAAGUGGCUAUGGAGGGAUCAUUCUUAGUUCGUCAGAUUUAUGAAGAUGAGAUAACAUAUAACCUGAUCACUGCUGCUGUUGAAAUCCUCGAGAAACCCGCCGAUGCAAUUCUCGAGUUGUUCGGGAUGACAUUCUUCGAAUUCUGUCAGGAUUCUGGCUAUGAUAAGAUCCUGCAAGUCCUUGGCGCAACGCCUCGAGAUUUUUUGCAAAACUUGGAUGGCCUCCACGAUCACUUGGGCACCUUAUAUCCAGGUAUGCGUGCGCCGUCAUUCCGAUGCACCGAGAGACCUGAGGACGGUGCCCUGGUCCUUCAUUACUACUCCGACAGACCUGGUUUGGAGCAUAUCGUGAUCGGGAUUGUUAAGACCGUCACUAGUAAACUUCAUAAAACAGAGGUGAAAGUGGAAAUAUUGAAGACGAAAGAAGAAUGUGAUCAUGUGCAGUUCCUCAUCACUGAAACAUCCAACACUGGUCGAGUUUCAAUACCCGAGAUCGCUGAAAUUGAAACUCUAUCGUUGGACCCUAAAGUCAGUCCAGCAACAUUUUGUCGCGUGUUUCCAUUUCAUUUGAUGUUUGAUCGUGAUCUGAACAUCGUGCAGGCUGGGCGUACUGUAUCCCGUCUUUUGCCGCGGGUGACUCGUCCUGGGUGCAAAAUAACAGACGUUCUCGAAACAGUUCGUCCACAUUUGGAAAUGACUUUUGCGAAUGUGUUGGCGCACAUAAAUACUGUCUAUGUUCUUAAAACUAAGUCAGAAGAGAUGACGGUGAACGAUCCUCACGAGGAAAUUGCCUCUUUGCGUUUAAAGGGUCAAAUGCUAUAUAUUCCCGAAACAGAUGUGGUAGUUUUCCAAUGUUAUCCUAGCGUCACUAACCUUGAUGACCUAACUCGUCGUGGUCUUUGUAUCUCUGACAUUCCUCUGCAUGACGCCACAAGAGACUUAGUUCUCAUGUCGGAGCAAUUUGAAGCAGAUUAUAAACUGACUCAAAACCUCGAAGUGUUGACGGACAAAUUACAGCAGACAUUCCGGGAAUUGGAGACAGAAAAACAAAAGACGGAUCGUCUUCUGUAUUCGGUUCUGCCAAUAAGCGUAGCAACGGAAUUGCGCCAUCGUCGCCCUGUACCAGCUCGUCGAUAUGACCCCGUAACUCUUCUCUUCAGCGGUAUUGUAGGUUUCGCUAAUUAUUGCGCUAGAAACAUUGAUCACAAAGGAGCUAUGAAAAUUGUUAAAAUGCUGAAUGAUCUGUACACGGCAUUUGACGUCCUCACUGAUCCAAAAAGGAAUCCUAAUGUGUAUAAGGUAGAAACUGUUGGCGAUAAAUACAUGGCAGUGUCGGGGCUCCCGGAGUAUAAAGUUGCCCAUGCAAAACAUAUUUCUUUGCUUGCCCUCGAGAUGAUGGAUCUUUCAAGAACUGUGACCGUUGAUGGAGAACCAGUGGGAAUCACUAUUGGUAUACAUUCCGGAGAAGUUGUUACUGGUGUAAUAGGACAUCGUAUGCCACGCUAUUGUCUGUUUGGAAAUACAGUAAACCUGACUAGUCGCUGUGAGACAACUGGUGUGCCUGGGACGAUUAACGUCAGUGAAGACACCUAUAGCUAUUUAAUGGGUCCAGAUAACUAUGACGAGCAAUUUGAAUUGACUUACCGCGGGCAUGUCUCCAUGAAGGGGAAAGCAGAGCCCAUGCAAACCUGGUUCCUAACAAGAAAAUCAGCCUAAACAUGCAAAAUACAAAUGAGCUGCAAUACAUUUUAUCAUAUACCAUAUAUGUUACACAAGAUAUAGUAUAUAUAUGAUAGGCCUCAAAUAUAGCCUAACAAGCUAGCAUUAAUGUUUAUAGAAAAUUUUUAUCUUAAAUCACGUAAUGUUUGUAGGAAAUUAUCACUGAAAAUUUUUAUUAAUACAAUUAAAAACAACAUUGUUUACUAAAGGAAUUGUUUAAAACUAGAAUUAACAGUACUUUCAUGAUAUUGUUCAUAAUAAAACUAAUUAGAAAACCAUUAUAUAAUAUUAUAUCACAUAUUUUUAUCAAUGUAUUAAGUUAUAAAUCUUAUUAUAUUUGUUACUAUGUCAAAAAAUGUCAGUCUAUGUCAAAAUUGACUUAUUUAGUUCCUAGAAACUUAUUGCAUAUUCUAUGUUAAAGAAUUCGAAUAGACAUCUUUAUCUAGUAGUUGUAGGUGGAUUACAAGAUAUUAAAUGAAGAA